AUGAUUUUAUUGAGUGGCCAUUCUCACGUGAGAGGAAGAUCGAGGGACGCAACGAGCGCAGGCUCCACUGCGGAGCUUGGAAGUUCGAUCGCUCUCUCGCAGCGCUCGCUCGCUCGCUCGCUCGCUCGCGCUCGACUUGAUUUUCGGCAUGCGCAUGGCAUUGUGGACGACAGUCAGCUUGCGUCGCGUCGCCUCGGCUCGCCUCGCAUGGUGCGACGGGGCGUUCCAAUCUGGGCCUGCCUGCACUACAGCGGCGUCUUCUUCCCUUCACAAGCCGAACAACAGCUACCACAACAUUCGACUCCAGCGGUGAGUGCUUUGUCCUUGCAGAAAGUUCAAGGUCAACAUCGAAGCUUCACUCUAACGCGCGAAGUGUUACUAGAUACCGGAUAGCAUACUAAAUGUAACUAGUUCGUAUACGUUUGACUUCGAUACUUUCCAUACGAAAGGGCAGUCACUGUUACUGACUUGCUUAGAAUUUCAGACUUCAAACUCCCAUCAAUUCCCUACGGUCAACAAUAUUCGUACAGAUGGAGAUCAAUGCUGGAUGUCACCUGAGAUGGAUGAGCAUGCCACCAGCUAUUGACUGAAUCGCGCAAUCAGUAGUCAGGCGGCCCGACUUACAACCUCCGGAGAGAUGUGAGCACUGUAUGAGGAGCGAUAGGCAUAAGUCCACCAAGAAAAUUGGCAUUGGCUCACAUUGAAGAUGUUCCCACUACCUGCUAAUCAGGUGAGCUGGUCGUCUUAUGUGCACGAAUCCAUGUUCCUACAUUAUGCGUGAUUGUAUUAGCACGGUUUUCAAGGGGAGUCAAUUACCGAACAACUUUUCCCCAUAUACCCAUUGUCGGGAUUCUUUCUCAAUUCAGCCCGGAUUGAGAAACUUAUUUGUUAUUAAGAAGGAAGGGAGGCAACGUUGAAAACACAUUCAUAUGAAUGCCUG
This is a messenger RNA of Marchantia polymorpha subsp. ruderalis, 940 nucleotides long. Lineage: Eukaryota; Viridiplantae; Streptophyta; Marchantiopsida; Marchantiales; Marchantiaceae. The record is from the annotation of a GenBank genome assembly.